Messenger RNA from Daphnia pulicaria, 1814 nucleotides. Its product is annotated as cytochrome P450 4c3-like. Bases 137 to 1675 code for a protein of 512 amino acids. The transcript is spliced from 12 exons. The record is from RefSeq and is a predicted model, not a curated record. Gene Ontology annotation, molecular function: iron ion binding; heme binding; monooxygenase activity. Lineage: Eukaryota; Metazoa; Arthropoda; Branchiopoda; Diplostraca; Daphniidae.
UAAAGAAGAGACCUCCAAAUAGUCACUCCUUCAUUCCCAAGGAAAAGUAGUAAUUUAAAAGAAAUUUAAGCCGUCAAAAAUCUGUAACUUUUGAAUUUCAGCUAUAAAGUGUUGAGAGCAAGGUGGAUUACAGAAGAUGGAAGCCAGCAUAUUUUUUGUCAUAGGCUCGUUAUUUGCUCUUAUGAUAGUCGUCUAUUAUGUAGUGUGGAGUCGAUCGCGAUUUGUGCGUCUAAUCAAUGCUAUCCCAGGUCCCGAUGCUAUGCCAAUACUGGGCAAUAUUCUUGAACUCAACGUGACUCACGAUGAGUUAUUGCAGAAGGUGAGCUUCGACUGGAUAAGAAAGUACGGUGGUAUCUAUCGUCUUUGGUUCAUGGUCCGCCCCAUGGUUGUCAUUGCCACCCCUGAGAUGAUGCAGCCAAUAUACGGAAAUCCGAAAAAUAUCUCGAAAGGAGAUGUGUACGACGGCUUUACUCCUAUCCUCGGAAACAGUUUGUCUCUGGCAACAGAUGAUCAGUGGAAGAAAUCUAGACGUCUUCUCAAUCCAGCUUUUCAUAUUCAAGUUCUCAACAGCUAUAUGUACGCCAUUAACGAAACGAGCGUCACCUGCAGUCGUGAAUUGGAAGAAGCUAUUGAGGAAAAUGGUGGAGGUGAAUUCGACAUCUUGCCUAUCAUGACGCGAUGUGUCCUGGAUUUACUGUGCGAAACUGCCAUGGGACGGAAAACAUUGACAAUUGAAGACAAUGAAAAUUUAAUUCGAAAUUGCGAAGGUUACCAAAAGAUUUUCCAACAACGCCUCAUUCAGCCGUGGCUUAGAAUCAAUUGGCUUUUCAAAUUAACUGAGAGGGGCCGGGUGUUUAAAAAUCUUUCCAAAGGAAUUAAAGGAUUUAGCCAAAUGUUAGUCAAACAUCGACGCGCUUUGCUGGAACGAAAAUCAUCGGAUAAAAAACUCGAGACGAACGAUAACGUGGACGAUGAGCCCUUAAAAAAGAAAUUAGGUUUCAUGGAUCUUAUUAUAAAGGAAUGUGACGUCAAUGGCAAUUAUAGUGAAGAUGAAAUGAUAAACGAAGUCACGAGCAUGGUUACUGGGGGACAUGAUACAACAGCUUUGGCUUUUACUUGGUUUCUUUACACUAUUGCUAGACAUCCCGAGCAUCAGCAACUGAUAGUGGAUGAAUUGAAUGCGGUUUUUGAUGACGCGGACCGCCCUUGUACUACGCAAGACUUGACUGAACUCAAGUACUUGGAAUGUUGCAUUAAGGAAUCUUUGAGAUUGUAUCCGAGCAUCCCUUUUAUCUUGCGAUAUCUGCCAGAAGACCUUGAAAUAGGGGACUACACCUUGCCAAAGGGCCUGACGAUUGGACUUUCAAUCUUCGCCAUGCACCACAACCCUCAAGUCUUCCCUGAUCCAGAAACUUUUAAGCCGCAACGUUUUCUUCCAGAAAAUAGUGUCGGUCGACAUCCGUUCGCCUUCAGUCCAUUUAGCGCCGGUCCCCGAAAUUGCAUCGGUCAAAAGUUCGCCAUGCUUGAGCUCAAAGUAAUUUUAGCAAACUUGAUCCGGCAGUUCCAUUUUUUUGUGGAUCCUUCUGCCCCAGAGGUCAUACCUCUCCAAGAAACUACGUUGAACCCGAAGACUCCCGUUAAUCUCAUCGUUUCAAAAAGGCUCUCCGCUUAUUAAAAAGUUGGGUAGAAUAGAGGUCUUUAAACGUCUAAGACCAUUUCAUAUCAAACAGACACACCUCCAUUCAAGGUUACUUAAUAUCGUUUCUAACCAUAGAUUAUAUCUGGGGAAAAAAAGAAAAUAAUAUAAACGAUUU